UCAUGUCAAAUUGUCUAUGAACGGUAGAGAUUUUUGAAUGUGACCGAUACAAAGAAUGAUACACCACGUCUUAUCAUGUAAAUAGUGGGAUAUGUGUGCUAAAAUGUUAAUAACUUAAAAAAUAAAAUUUUUCAUCACUCGUAUUAAAAUACGUGGUAUACCACUUAUGUUCUCAUCACAACUAAAAAUAAAUUUCUUUAUGAACUGACUUUUCCCCAAUCUCAUGCUCAGUUGUCCAUCCCCUUGAAUUUGGUCGCAUUUUGCGACACUGUCACCCUCUUCCUUUUCGGCCCUUAUCCCUAACUCCUUGCCUUUUUCCAAUCAAUCGAGUAAAUAUUGUAGGGUAUUGAAACGAUCAUGCAAAAUAAUUAUUGUUUCACUCGGACCCUUAUCCAACUUGAAUGUAACGUUUUCAUAAACUAGUAGAAAUUAUAUGGGGCCGCCGUCCAUUUUUAAUAUUUGUUUUGAAGGAAAAAAAUAGUAACAUUCGGCGUCCAAUCCGAAACUAGAUGACUUCGAACACGACACCAAUGCAACCCGUUUCAUUUCUACUGUUUCCACCAUCUCUAACUGUUUCUAUAAAUACUUAGUCCAUGGCCUACGACGCAAAUGCAAAUACACUUCACUCCAAAAGCAAAAUCCAAUCACUUCUUCGGUAGCUGCAAAGCAACACACUUCGUUUUUUCGGCAAAAAUCCCUUCUUCCUUAGCUGCAAAAAGCACUUCUUGCUCUGCUUUGCUGCAAAAUUAAGCGCGCAUCUCUGCUAAAAUGUGGAGUAUCGAGCUGACCGAUUUUAUUCCGGGUUUGCCUGCAGAACUGGGACUCGAGUGCCUGACUUGGUUGCCCUACACAGCUCACCCAGUUGCCUCCCGGGUCUGCCGUCCAUGGCGGACUCUCUUAGAAAGUCAAGAUUUUUACUUUCACAGGAAGAAAACCGGACGUACCUACAAGGUUGCAUGCUUGGUUCAAGCUCUUCCUCCAAAGCUUGUUGCAUCAGAAUCUGACGUACCCAAAUCCACCGAGUCACCGGCCUACGGAAUCACUGUGUUUGACCGGGCCAGUCGCUCGUGGGAUAGACUCGACCCGGUUUCUGAGUACCCAAAUGGGCUGCCCUUGUUUUGCCAAUUGGCAAGUUGUGAAGGGAAGCUUGUGAUCAUGGGCGGUUGGGACCCGGUGAGUUACGACCCGGUCACCGACGUGUUUGUGUACGACUUCGCUACUUCCCAUUGGAGGAAGGCCAACGACAUGCCGUCCAAACGCUCUUUCUUCGCUAUCGGAUCGGACGCGGGCCAGGUGUACGUGGCGGGCGGGCAUGACGAGAACAAGAACGCCUUGAAGUCAGCAUGGGUUUAUGAUGUGAGAUCGGACGAGUGGACUGAGUUGACUCCGAUGAGUCAUGAUCGGGACGAGUGUGAAGGAGUGGUGAUUGGGAGCGAGUUUUGGGUGGUUAGCGGCUACCGCACCGAGAGUCAAGGAGUGUUCGAGGGAGGUGCCGAGGUGUUGGAGUUGGGAUCACGGCAGUGGCGGCUUGUGGACGAGGCGUGGGAGGCGGGGCAUUGUCCAAGGCAUUGUGUUGGAGUAGGGGACGAUGGGAAAUUGGUGAGUUGGGGUAAGUUGGACUCGGGGGUCCGAGUUGGAACGUGCGGAGUCAUGCUUGGGGGUGGGACCCUGGUGGUGGGGUCGGAGUGCCAAGGGGCAAGUCAAGGGUUCUAUAUGGUGGAAGAAAUGAAGGGACGUCAAAACGGUAAAUUAGAUAGUAUUAGUGUGCCCGAUGAGUUUUCAGGGUUUGUUCAAUCAGGUUGCUGCGUUGAGAUUUAGAUAUUAAUUAAUAAGGACAUGUGUUGAGAGUAUAUGUAUGAUUUUUGGGUGCAAUCUUUUCUAUUUAAUGAUAUGUGUAACAUGUAGUUUCUUUGUCUUAUAUUGUGAUAUUACUGUAACGUCACAUGCAACAUACAUACAAAUUACGUAUGCCCUUUUUAA
Molecule: messenger RNA, 1980 nt
Organism: Malus domestica (apple)
Lineage: Eukaryota; Viridiplantae; Streptophyta; Magnoliopsida; Rosales; Rosaceae
Product: F-box/kelch-repeat protein At2g44130-like
Biological process (GO): negative regulation of cytokinin-activated signaling pathway; regulation of phenylpropanoid metabolic process
Molecular function (GO): protein binding
Source: RefSeq, a predicted model, not a curated record